GUUCGGAUAGGCCCGCCCGCACGGGCCCGUUUUGUUUGAAAGGAGUUUGUGUCAUGGACUGUUGUUUUAGGAGAAAGGUCGACCUGGCUUUGUAAUAACUCUGCUCAGGAAAGGGGGGGAAAGGGAUACAAACAUGGUGCUUUAUGAAAGACAGGAAACAGCCACGCCCAAACCCAGAAUGAUUGAAGACUGCGGGCAGAGCGUUGACACCAUGGCAGAUAGAAGGCAACUGUUGGUGGAGAUGAGGGCUCAGGAUUUGGAUUCUAUACGACUGUCAACGUACAGAACGGCCUGCAAACUCAGAUUUGUGCAGAAGAAAUGCAACUUGCAUUUGGUCGACAUUUGGAACGUCAUCGAGGCUUUCCGGGAGAACGGCCUCAACGCCAUGGACCUCAACGCUGAGCUUUCCGUGGCUCGUCUAGAAGUUGUGCUGUCCACUAUCUUCUACCAGCUGAACAAGCGCAUGCCCACCACGCAUCAGAUAAACGUGGAACAGUCCAUCAGCCUGCUGCUCAACUUCCUGCUGGCAGCCUAUGACCCGGAGGGCCACGGCAAGACAUCUAUCUUUGUUGUGAAAAUGGCCCUCGCAACCAUCUGUGGUGGGAAAAUUCUGGAUAAAUUAAGAUAUAUUUUUUCACUCAUAUCAGAUUCUGCUGGAAUAAUGGUGCACUCGCAAUUUGACCAGUUUCUGAGGGAGGCUCUUAAAUUGCCCAUGGCGGUUUUCGAGGGACCCUCGUUUGGUUACACCGAGCAAGCUGCGAGAACGUGCUUUGCGCAGCAGAAAAAGGUCUCCCUCAACACAUUCCUCGAUACGUUGAUGUCAGACCCGCCCCCUCAGUGUCUGGUGUGGCUGCCGCUCAUGCACCGCCUCGCCAACGUGGAGAACGUGUUUCACCCGGUCGAGUGCUCCUACUGCCAUACUGAGAGUAUGAUGGGCUUCCGCUACCGCUGCCAGCAAUGUCAUAAUUACCAGCUCUGUCAGGACUGCUUCUGGAGGGGGCAUGCCAGCGGUUCCCAUAGCAACCAGCACCAAAUGAAGGAGUAUACGUCAUGGAAAUCCCCCGCUAAGAAGUUAUCCCACGCCCUCAGUAAGUCAUUGAGCUGUGCAUCCAGCAGAGAGCCUCUUCACCCCUUGUUUCCUGAAAUGCCAGAUAAACCUCUCAACCUAGCUCAUAUUGUAGAUACGUGGCCACCAAGACCGGUGAACAUCACCAAUGACUACUCAUUCUCGCACUCCAUGCCUACAUCAGGGAACCCUUACUCCACCAAAAACAAGAAUAAUGUUGUUGGGCAGAGAAAGCCCCUGACUGGGGCUGCUCCACAUCUGCUGAAAGGGAGAGGGUUGAACUACAACCUCGAUGUUGCCGAUAGACUUGCUGACGAACAUGUACUCAUUGGCCUCUAUGUGAACCUACUCCAAAACAACCCCAAAACAUGUUUGCUGGAGAGCAGUAACCAUCAAGAUGACGAGCACAGUCUCAUUGCUCGCUAUGCUGCUAGACUGGCUGCUGAUGCUGCGGCUCAACAGCAGAGGGUCCCCACAGACCUCCCCUGCUCUCUGGAUGCCAACAAACAGCAGAGACAGCUCAUUGCCGAGCUCGAGAGCAAAAACAGAGAAAUCCUCCAGGAAAUCCAGCGACUGCGCCUUCAGCAUGAGGAAGCUUCCCAGCCGCCACCAGACAGGGGCCAGCAAAACCCCACCCUGCUCGCUGAGCUACGACUCCUCAGGCAACGCAAAGAUGAGCUUGAGCAGCAUGUUACCUUAUACUUCAUGGGAGUCGUUCAGGCUUUCUUCUUACACAAAAAACUAAAUGUGUACAUCCUUUAGACUCAGGGUCCCGGCUCGCCGCGCUCUUCACCCAGCCACACCAUCAACCGGCCAAUUCCCACACCAAUCCACUCGGAUUCUGCCGGCACGACCCCGACUCACACACCUCAGGACUCACUCAUGGGCGUGGGGGGGGACGUUCAGGAGGCCUUUGCUCAGGGUCCAAGGAGAAAUCUGAGAAAUGACCUGCUCAUUGCUGCUGACUCCAUCACUAAUACAAUGUCAUCACUGGUUAAGGAGCUCAAUUCAGAGGGUGGAAGUGAAACGGAGAGCACUGUGGAUUCAGAUUUUGGACGUGAACUACUGGCCACAAACUCCUCAGAACCUUUCUACGCUUACAAACCAAGGUACCUUUAA
Molecule: messenger RNA, 2185 nt
Organism: Neolamprologus brichardi
Lineage: Eukaryota; Metazoa; Chordata; Actinopteri; Cichliformes; Cichlidae
Source: RefSeq, a predicted model, not a curated record